This is a messenger RNA of Synchytrium microbalum, 678 nucleotides long. RefSeq lists its product as uncharacterized. The coding region runs from base 1 to 678 and encodes 225 amino acids. The record is from RefSeq and is a predicted model, not a curated record. The transcript is spliced from 5 exons. Gene Ontology annotation, molecular function: serine-type endopeptidase activity. Lineage: Eukaryota; Fungi; Chytridiomycota; Chytridiomycetes; Synchytriales; Synchytriaceae. Gene Ontology annotation, cellular component: membrane.
AUGAAGACUCCUGAUACAUGGAACCGAACAAUACGAAAUUGGAAUAGCAAAUUCGAUACAGAUGGAAAUUACUUUGUGCUUUAUGCCAUUUUAGGAAUCAACACUGCUGUGUUUUCGGCAUGGUGGUAUGCAAAUGGCGUCUACAAGACAUAUGGAGAUACAUCGGUGAUGCAAUUCAUGACUCGGAACUUCUUAUGCGGAUGGAAGAAUAUAGAUGAUGGUCGAAUAUGGACAAUGCUGACAUGCAAUUUCUCCCACAAUGAGCCAUGGCACUUUAUAUUGAACUCGUUUGUCUUGUAUUCUUUUGGACAAGCUGUGAUUGAUAUUGUCGGGGGGCGUGCUUUUGCACUGAUAUAUCUCGGAGCAGGCCUAACGUCCAGUCUAUUCACCAUGGGAUUGAGAAACCGUAACGAACAAUUCGUAUCUCAUGGCGCGUCAGGCUCAGUAACAGCCUGCACCCUCGUGUAUGCUCUGACGUAUCCGUGGAGUACAGUAUAUCUGCUUUUCGUGCCCGUCCCAGCAAUUAUUGCUAUUGGAGGCUUCGUUCUAUAUGAUCUCUACAGGACCAGCACCAAGACUGGCGGCCGAGUAGACACCGCCGCUCAUUUAGGCGGUGCAGCCUUUGGGUUGGGCUAUUACUGGAUGCGUGUACGCCCUGCGCUUCGUCGUUUUAGAUGA